Molecule: messenger RNA, 1224 nt
Organism: Juglans microcarpa x Juglans regia
Lineage: Eukaryota; Viridiplantae; Streptophyta; Magnoliopsida; Fagales; Juglandaceae
Product: glycolipid transfer protein 3-like
Exons: 7
Coding region: 373-1041 (222 amino acids)
Biological process (GO): intermembrane lipid transfer; ceramide transport
Cellular component (GO): cytosol; cytoplasm; membrane
Molecular function (GO): ceramide 1-phosphate binding; ceramide 1-phosphate transfer activity
Source: RefSeq, a predicted model, not a curated record
UUCUAACCUGCCUUGCCUUGCAUGGCUUGGAAACUGAAAACGUAGUGAAGCUGUUCUUUGAACCCAGGCAAUUUCUUGUACAACAUUGGCCCAAAAAGGCCAUGGUUGAGUAAUCAGAAGAUCAGAGAGAGAGAGGGAGAGAGAGAGAGAGAGAGAGAGUUUUGGCCUGAGAAGCUACACCGGCUAGAUCUCCCUUCUAAUAGUUUUAACAUAUAUGGACAAGUGUCACCGAGUGUGUCAGCGAUCAAUGAAAAUUCAAAAAGGCUCCCUCUCCCUCUAUCUUGCAUAACAUACCCAGAGUUGAGCUAUAAGUAUUGAGACAAGAAUCAUGAGUCAAAUAUAAGGGAGAGAGAGAAGAUAUAGAGGGUUGAGAUGAAGAGGAAAAGGGAGAUGGAGAAGGGGUCAGAGAUAAGCUCUGCCAUUGAAGAGCUCACUUUGAUGGUCAAAGUACUUAAACCUGGUGAUGAUCAUGAUGCUGCUCACAUCCCCACAAAGCCAUUUCUUUAUGUCUGCAACUUGGUUAUUCAAGUUCUUGAUAAGAUUGGACCAACGAUGGCUGUUCUUAGACAAGACAUUCAUCAGAAUAUUCAGAGAUUGGAAACGGCUCAUGAAUCUGAUCCUUUACUGAAUUCAAAUCUGGUUGAGAUCUUGAAGAAAGAAUCCAGUGAAGGCAAUGCAAGAAAAGUUACAAGCUGUAGCAGAGCCUUUCUAUGGCUUACCAGAUCAAUGGAUUUUACUUUGGCAUUAUUGCAAAAACUAGCAAAAGACCCUGAACAGAGGAUGGAACAAGCAGUGGAGGAGUCUUACAACACCACUUUAAAGCUAUGGCAUGGAUGGAUAUCAGCAGCUGCUUUCAAAGUAGUAGCUCUAAAACUAGUGCCUGACAACAAAACAUUCACUAAUCUCCUCAUGGGGAAAGAUGGCAACUGUGAGACCCUUAAAGAGGAAAUGCAAACCUUGAUUUCACUAUUUUUGCCUUUAUUAGAAGAAAACCACUCAAUCUUGAGUUUUUAUGGCUUGGAAAGGUUAAAGUCUACCUAAAGGAGAUAUCAUAUAAAGAAAACGGAACAUAUGUACACGGUCUGAUUUUGAAAAGCAAUGUUUCAUUUUUUACUCUUUUUUUUCCCCUGUAAUAUAAUACAAAUAUGUAAAUAGCUCGAUUUGCAAAAUCUGUCAAAGAAACAUGAAAUUAAGGGAGUAUAAUGUAUAUGUUAUACGUGUAAA